This is a messenger RNA of Elephantulus edwardii (Cape elephant shrew), 2475 nucleotides long. It is a transcript of the gene PTPN5, whose product is annotated as protein tyrosine phosphatase, non-receptor type 5 (striatum-enriched). Lineage: Eukaryota; Metazoa; Chordata; Mammalia; Macroscelidea; Macroscelididae. The record is from RefSeq and is a predicted model, not a curated record. Gene Ontology annotation, biological process: protein dephosphorylation. Gene Ontology annotation, molecular function: protein tyrosine phosphatase activity. The transcript has 16 exons. Bases 1 to 2475 code for a protein of 824 amino acids.
AUGCGACAACUCCUUGUGUGCAGUUCAGUCCGCAAGGCCCAGCCGGGGUCCCUCUGGCGGUCGCCGUGGAGGCGCAGCCCCCGCCCCGGCUCCAAGGAAGAGAAAAUCAUGAAUGAAAUGGAUGCGGUGCUCCAGUUCCCCCACCCUCCCUGUCCAGGCAGGCUGAGUGCGGGGGCGGCGCCUGCGAGAGGCUCCGCGCUCGGAGUUGGUGGGGUAUUGAAAUUGGGUGUAGGGGUCCAGAGUCUGCGAUUGGGACCCACUCGGACCCGUGCUGCGGCCGAGGCUCCCCAGCCGGCCAGCCUGCUGGUCCUGCGCCAUUCCCUGGAGCGGAGCGCCCGAAGGCGGGGCGGAGCCGGGGGCGGGGGCGGGGGUCGGCAGGCGGCUGCGCCAGCAACUGGCCGCAGAAGCGCAUUUGGUGGAGCGGUGGGUCGGCGAGGGAGCGCUCACAGAGUGUGGGACAGUGAGCCUGGCGGACAGACCCACCGACAGUCGCCCCCGCACACGCAGACGCACGAGCUUCGCGCAGCCCCCGUCACACACACAGACACUCGCGCAGACACACACAGGGACACACGCAGACACACGCACACGCGGGCGCGCACAGCCUCCCUCCUGCCUGUCCCCAGCUCAACGGCGCCCGGAGCCCGCUCUGGCCGCCCCAGAGCGGAGGCGCUCGCGCCCGCCCCCGCCACGCCCCCACGGGGCUCCCGGCGCCCCCGGGCUGGGGGAAGGGGGUUCCCUAUAGGGGAGGGAGCCGGGGGCUGGGGGACUGGGAGAGAGCGGCUGUCACUGUUUACCACGCCGAACCGCACUGCUGAUGACUCCGAGGGAGGGGCCCUGGACAUGUGCUGCAGUGAGAGGCUGCCGGGUCUCCCCCAGCCGGUAGUGACAGAGGCGCUAGACGAGGCUGAAGGACUCCAGGACUCACAGAGAGCGAUGCCACCACCCCCAUCUCCUUCUCGGCUCUCAGAGCCAGCGCAGAAACCACCACCUCGCGUCACCUGGAGCGACUCCCUCGUUCUCUGGAGCAGCCUGUGCCUGUUUGCUGUUUCGCAUUUCCUGCUUGCCUUCGGGGUGCUCUGGUACAGCGGCCUUGGCCACAGCUGGUUGAAGAAUGCCACAAACUUCAUCUCCUCCCUCUUCACAUUCAUGGAACAGCUGGUCCUAGGACCCACAGCCUGGCUGGGUGGUGGGACCUGGGGAGUCCCAAAUCUGCUGCUGGUGUCUCUGUCUGUAGUCCUGGUCCUCAUUACCACCCUGGUGUGGCACCUCCUCAGGACACCCCCAGAACCACCCACCCAACUGACCCCGGAGGACAGGCGCCAGUCAGUGAGCCGACAGCCCUCCUUCACUUAUUCGGAGUGGAUGGAGGAGAAAGUCGAGGAUGACUUCCUGGACCUGGACCCCGUCCCCGAGACACCGGUGUUUGACUGUGUGAUGGACAUCAAGCCUGAGGCUGACCCCGCCUCGCUGACCGUCAAGUCCAUGGGUCUGCAGGAGAGGAGGGGCUCCAACGUCUCCUUGACCCUGGACAUGUGCACACCAGGCUGCAACGAGGAGGGCUUUGGCUAUAUCAUGUCCCCCCGCGAAGAGUCUGCCCGCGAGUACCUGCUCAGCGCUUCCCGCAUCCUCCAAGCCAACGAGCUUCACGAGAAGGCCCUGGACCCAUUCCUGCUGCAGGCAGAGUUCUUCGAAAUCCCCAUGAACUUUGUGGAUCCAAAAGAAUAUGACAUCCCUGGGCUAGUGCGGAAGAACCGGUACAAGACCAUCCUUCCGAACCCUCACAGCAGAGUGUGUUUGACUCUACCGGAUCCUGAUGACCCCCUGAUUUCCUACAUCAAUGCCAACUACAUCCGGGGCUACGGUGGCGAGGAGAAGGUAUACAUCGCCACGCAGGGCCCCAUUGUGAGCACAGUCAGUGACUUCUGGCGCAUGGUGUGGCAGGAGCACACACCCAUCAUCGUCAUGAUCACCAACAUCGAGGAGAUGAACGAGAAGUGCACUGAGUACUGGCCAGAGGAGCAGGCGGUGUACGACGGUGUGGAGGUCACUGUGCAGAAGGUUAUUCACACUGAGGACUACCGACUGCGACUCAUCUCCCUCAGGAGUGGGACUGAAGAACGAGGCCUGAAGCAUUACUGGUUCACCUCCUGGCCCGACCAGAAGACCCCAGACCGUGCACCUCCCCUCCUACAUCUGGUGCGGGAAGUGGAGGAGGCAGCACAGCAAGAGGGGCCGCACUGUGCCCCCAUCAUCGUCCACUGCAGUGCAGGGAUCGGGAGGACGGGCUGCUUCAUUGCCACCAGCAUCUGCUGCCAGCAGCUGCGGCAGGAAGGUGUGGUGGACAUCCUGAAGACCACAUGCCAGCUCCGCCAGGACAGGGGCGGCAUGAUCCAGACAUGUGAGCAGUACCAGUUUGUACACCACGUCAUGAGCCUCUACGAGAAGCAGCUGUCCUGCCAGGCCCAGGAGUGA